This is a messenger RNA of Symbiodinium necroappetens, 1008 nucleotides long. NCBI's taxonomy places the organism in Eukaryota, Dinophyceae, Suessiales, Symbiodiniaceae. The record is from the annotation of a GenBank genome assembly.
AUGUGGCUGCUCCUGUGGCUGUUAUGCUGCACAGGCUUUGCCGGGUGUGCAGAGAAGAGGUUUCGAAAGUCAUCAGUGGCAGGCGGGGCUCUCUUGCUGUCGCUGCUGGCGGUGUUGUUGUACGUGACAUUCUUCCCAAAGCGUGUGCGCGAGCUGAAGGGGCUGUGCUGCGCAGUCACCGGCGCCUCUGAUGGUCUGGGAGUGUUCAUCGCGCAUGCGCUUGCGGCCGAGGGGGUGGAGAAGCUGGUCUUGGGUGCCCGGCGCGUGGAGAGGCUGGAAGAGGUCAAAGCCGACCUUGUGAACCGCUUCCCGAAGGUGAAGGUCCUGACGCUGAAGUUGGACGUGACGGACGGUGAGAGCCGAAACGACUUCCUACGCCAGGCCACCGCCUUCGGCCCGUGCCAAGUCCUCAUCAACAAUGCGGGGGUCCUUACGUAUGCUUUCUUCGAAGCCAUGGACAACCAGGCCAUGGAUGCUAUGCUCCAGACCAACCUUUCAGGCACUCUCCACCUCACGAAGAGCUUCUUACCAGAGUUGCUGAAAGAGAAGAGAGCCCACGUGGUCAACAUCUCUUCAACGGCAGGGGGCUGCAGCGUUGCCUAUGGGGGCAUCUAUGCCGCCACAAAGGCCGCCCUGACCAGCUUUACAAUAUCUCUGCGUCUGGAGAUGCGCUUGGAGAAGAAGCCCGUGACGUUUCACUGCGUUUGCCCCGGCUUGGUGGAGGACGUCGGGAUGGCUGCCUCUGCCUCCGGUAGGAUCGGCGCCACCGUCUCUGAGACGGGCAGAAACCUUGGGUGGACGUCGCCCACGAAGGUGGCUCAGGCCGUGGUGCGGGCGAUCCAGUACGACGAGGCACAGGUUCUCGUGAACUCGAUUCCUCUGCAGCCCCUCUUCGCUAUUGCUGCCUGCCUCCCUGAGAUCUGGGAGCUGACAUCGCCUCUUAUGGGAGCUCUGGGCUUCCAACUCUACCGGCACCUGCGCCGGAACGCCGAGCUCGGGGCCAAGUGA